This is a messenger RNA of Triplophysa dalaica, 1172 nucleotides long. It is a transcript of the gene pole3, whose product is annotated as polymerase (DNA directed), epsilon 3 (p17 subunit). Gene Ontology annotation, molecular function: chromatin DNA binding; protein heterodimerization activity. Bases 385 to 828 code for a protein of 147 amino acids. Lineage: Eukaryota; Metazoa; Chordata; Actinopteri; Cypriniformes; Nemacheilidae. The transcript is spliced from 4 exons. Gene Ontology annotation, cellular component: CHRAC; epsilon DNA polymerase complex. The record is from RefSeq and is a predicted model, not a curated record. Gene Ontology annotation, biological process: leading strand elongation; heterochromatin formation; DNA damage response.
AGGUGAAAGGUCAAAGGCAUGUGUUUGGAUGAUCGAGCGGGCUGUGAUAGUGUUGUACGGUAGCUCUUGUUCAAGUUCUGGCUGUGUCUUAGAAGUCGAGUUUGUCUCUUGUAUAUUCAGCACAGCAAGAUUCAGCAUUUUACAGCAUUCGUAACUUACGUUUUUUGUAAUUGUCGUUGGUUUCACUGUUCAAACACACGGCUAAAGCUAACGCAGUUUUCGCGGGAGUACAGUGGCUCUGUUUGACAUCUGAUUAACGUUACAUCGUGUUAUGAUCGUUGCAUUGUGCGCAAGUUUAACGUUGACGAAAAUCUGUUCCCAUAAAACUACUUGCAGCACACAUUUAAUCGUCGAACGCAACUAUUUAAGUGUUUAUUCAGUGUAAUGGCUGAGAGACCAGAGGACCUCAAUCUACCCAAUGCUGUCAUAACGCGGAUUAUCAAGGAGGCGUUGCCAGACGGAGUAAACGUGUCCAAAGAGGCAAGGAGAGCUAUUUCUCAGGCAGCUAGUGUUUUCGUUCUCUAUGCAACAUCAUGCGCAAACAAUUUUGCUAUGAAAGCAAAGAGGAAGACACUCAAUGCUGGAGAUGUGAUGGCAGCUAUGGAGGAGAUGGAGUUUGAGCGUUUCUUACAACCUUUACGUGAAGCACUUGAGGCCUACAAGAAAGGCCAGAAAGGCAAAAAAGCAGCAUCCGAGCAGAAACGCAAGGACAAGAAGAAAAGUGGGACCGAUGAGAAUGAUAAAAGUAGAGAUGAAGAGGAAGAUGAGCAUAUGGAUGAGGAGCAGGAUGGAGAGAAUGAAGGGGAGGAAGAGGAUGUGGAGAACUGAGAGACAGUGUAAUUUAGUUGUGGUUUUCCUCAACUGUAGCACCUUUAUUUGAAUACUUGGUAUUGGAGGAAAAUGUACUAACAUGCUUUUAGCACUGCAUGUUAGUAUUAACUACAUAUCCACAGAAUUUCAAGCACAUGUGUUACCUUAAGGCAACUAAGAUGUCAUUUUAGAGCUUGGGUAAAGGCUUCUGUUGAAGUUUUAUAGGUUGAAAAAAUACACUGUGGCUGAGUUGAGAUAUAUCCCUGUUUCUGGGGCAAACAAAUAGUAAAAUGGUUCUUGAAUAUUUUAUACUCAAGUUUUUGUACUGCAAGACAUUUCAAUAAAUUGUUAAUUUUUUCCUA